Messenger RNA from Cajanus cajan (pigeon pea), 597 nucleotides. The record is from RefSeq and is a predicted model, not a curated record. Lineage: Eukaryota; Viridiplantae; Streptophyta; Magnoliopsida; Fabales; Fabaceae.
CACCUUGUUCAUUUUCACGAGAAAAAAGGGUCGGAAAAUCACAGCGACACUCUGCGAUUCGUGACAAUGGCAACGAUCAAGGUCAUCAAGGCUCGCCAGAUCUUCGACAGCCGUGGGAAUCCAACCGUCGAAGUUGAUGUUACUCUUAGCGAUGGAAUCUUCGCCAGAGCCGCUGUGCCUAGCGGUGCUUCAACAGGUGUCUAUGAAGCUCUGGAAUUGAGGGAUGGAGGAUCAGACUACCUCGGGAAAGGUGUUCUCAAGGCUGUGGAGAAUGUGAAUAAAAUUAUAGCACCUGCUUUGGUUGGCAAGGACCCAACCAAGCAGACUGAACUUGACAACUUUAUGGUACAGCAGCUUGAUGGAACUGUUAAUGAAUGGGGGUGGUGCAAGCAGAAGCUUGGAGCCAAUGCUAUAUUGGCAGUGUCACUUGCUGUCUGUAAGGCCGGUGCUGCAGUGAAGAAAAUUCCACUGUACAAGCACAUCGCCAAUCUGGCUGGUAACAAGAAUUUGGUACUGCCUGUGCCUUCAUUCAAUGUUAUCAAUGGAGGCUCACAUGCAGGAAAUAAGCUAGCAAUGCAGGAGUUUAUGAUUCUCCCU